Messenger RNA from Scatophagus argus, 3466 nucleotides. Its product is annotated as cyclin-dependent kinase 5 activator 1-like. Gene Ontology annotation, molecular function: cyclin-dependent protein serine/threonine kinase activator activity; protein kinase binding. The transcript is spliced from 3 exons. Gene Ontology annotation, biological process: positive regulation of cyclin-dependent protein serine/threonine kinase activity; activation of protein kinase activity; brain development. Gene Ontology annotation, cellular component: protein kinase 5 complex; cytoplasm. Bases 624 to 1631 code for a protein of 335 amino acids. The record is from RefSeq and is a predicted model, not a curated record. Lineage: Eukaryota; Metazoa; Chordata; Actinopteri; Scatophagidae.
UAUUUUUGGAAUUCAUGGUGGCCAUUUUUCCUGUAUCUCGGUAUUCUCCACCUUUGUUGUGAUUUAGCUUGUUUGGCCGAUAUCUGCUGUUUUAUUUAUGUCUGACGGACGAGCAUCGUAGCGGCACAUUAACAGCCGUGACCGUAUAGAUUUUCAGCUCUCAAUGGAAGACAUCUUCCUACUCGCUGCGAGCGAAGGAGUGAAGCACAUUUCGCACCUGCUUCGCAUCUGUAUUCCCAUCGAGGAGCGGGGGACUUUUUAUAAAUGAAGGUUUGAGAACCAAACCUAUCGGCCUGUAACGGUGGGGGUUGUAAAUCAGCAGGGACAGACCCGUAUUCACGCCCUGGACCCGGGACAGUCUGUUUUGGCGGUGUGGGAACCGAGCAGAACGGGUUGGAAAGCAUUUUCACAUUUUGACCGCAUUUGCCCGGCAGCAAGGGGGUCAAGGUGUGAUAUAUGGAUUCCACAAGAAGAAUCGAUUAAUUAGAAGGUUCGAUUCCCUCCAGAAGUGAGACACUUUGGUUCUCUCAAAGCUCUUUGUCUAGGCCAGCCAAAGAGCUUAUCCCCCACCACUAACAACUCCACCCUCCCUGUGUCUUACUGCUAACUCUUGAGCAGCCAGCAUGGGUACAGUACUGUCUCUGUCUCCCAGCUACCGCAAGGCAGUUCUGUUUGAGGACGGCCCGGCCACAGUAGGCCAUUACACAGCGGUCCAGAACAGCAAAAACGCUAAGGAUGCUGCAGCAGCAGCGGCUAAGUCCCUCAAACGCCCCUCUAUCAUCAAUGUGUUGCCAUGGAAACGCAUUGUGGCUGUAUCGGCAAAGAGGAAGGGCUCCAAGAAGCUGCAGUCGGAAGGUGGGGACGGCGGAAAAGGGAGCUCUCCGGAUGGCCACACCACUGCCAUGACCAACUCAGCCUCCAACAGUCUGAAGCUGAAGAAGUCUCAAUCCUGCGCUAACCUUUCGUCUUACUCAUCAAGCCAGGACCCCUCAGCCACUAGCACCACUACCUCCUCCCAGCUGCCCACCUCCAAGACCCUGGCUAAUGUAGUAACAGUUGCUGCCAAAAAGAAUUCCCUCACAGGCUCUGGGAUACAGCCUUCUACUGCAGCUGGCACGCCAAAGCGUGUCAUCGUCCAGGCCUCCACCAGCGAACUGAUGCGCAGCCUGGGUGAGUUCCUGUGCCGUCGGUGUUAUCGCCUGAAGCGUCUUUCCCCAACAGAUCCGGUGCUGUGGCUGCGCAGUGUGGACCGCUCUCUCCUCCUGCAGGGCUGGCAGGAUCAAGGCUUCAUCACGCCGGCCAAUGUGGUCUUCCUCUACAUGCUGUGUCGCGAUGUGGUCUCAUCCGAGGUGGCCUCGGAGCGCGAGCUGCAGGCCUCACUUCUCACCUGCCUCUAUCUGUCCUACUCCUACAUGGGCAAUGAGAUCUCCUAUCCACUGAAGCCCUUCCUGGUGGAGGCGGAGAAGGAAGCCUUCUGGGACCGCUGCCUGGAGAUCAUCAACCGCAUGAGCGGCAAGAUGCUCCAGAUCAACACCGACCCGCAUUUCUUCACCCAGGUGUUCGCUGACCUGAAGAACGAGAGCAAGAAAGAAGAGGAGAAGACCAAACUCCUCAUAGGCCUUGACCGAUAAGAAGGAGCUGGGGGGGCGGGGGGCAAGGACGGAUAGAAAGAUUGAUGAACAGGUUGAGGACAGAUAGCCUAAUGUAAGGCAGUGCAGCGAUACUUUGGAACAGUACUGUUGUCUGGCGUCUCUAUUGGUUUAUAAUUAAUCACAUUUCCUGUUUGUCCCACAGAACAAAGAGCUUCUGCGAUUAAACAGAUCGUUUCAAUCCUUUGAGUUUUGAGACACAGGCAUUAACUGACCUGUAGUGUCUCACCUGAAGGCAGCACUUAGCCUACGGGGUAUUUUCACCGCAACAAAGCUGGUAAAAUCAGGUUUACUGGCCAGACUCUCAGCCUCAUUAUUUGAUGUGAUUGGAUCUGAUUAGAUUCUCAAGACAGAGAGGCCACUUUUCGGUAUCCCACACCAGGAUGUGACGAUAAAAAGCUUUAAGGCGGAGAUAUGAUUACCGUCUUGCAAGAACAGUGUAACUGACAACACAGACGAAGAGAGCUAUGUUUUGCCAGCGGGGUUGGUGAUGUGACAUUAACAGGCUGUGAGAAAGAGAUAGCCAUCACUUGUAUCUGUUGCCUCAGGUCUAGAGACAUGCAUCAGCCUGACCUGUAUCUUGUUUCAGUGAGAUAAGAAAUGGUGGGAAGUAAUUUUCUCUCUUUUGAUAAACAUGAACGAGUUUAGAAACGCCAGACAACACAGAUUUACAAAUUAAAGGGGGAUAUUAUUAAAGAUACAGUAUAUUGAUGCGGUGAUAUUGUGUGAUAGUAUCCUGGCAUUUUUGCUAUAGAGAAAUGUCAGGGUAAUGAUAAACAAGAACCACCAUGCAUGAGGUUACUUCAUAUGUUGUUGCACAUAGUCACCUGCUUAUUGCCAACUCCACUUUACCUUAUUCCUGUAGUCCUGCCCUAGCUUAUUGCACUCACCAACACUGGCGGCAAGGUCCACUGUUGAAACUUUAAAAGCAUUAAAUAGAGCAAAGAUGAGUACGAGAUCUAGUCUGCAAACUUGCCAGACCGUGAAAUUUAAUUUAAUUGUACUGUAGUGGAUUAAUUCAUUAUCAUCUCACAUAAAGUACUGUACUUUUGAGGGAACAUUUGAGUUUAUCCAGCCUAAUCCGAUAUGAAUUGGGAGAUCACUAUUUAUUUUUUAAAGUAAGAAACUUUAAUCCCUUGGGCACAGAUGAAUAUUCAUUAAACAAGCCCUUCUGUAAGCUGUUUACAUUGACAAAAACAUGGGAAAAUGCAAUACAGACCCCUCCAGGGCAUAUUUUACAUGGGAAUUAUUUCAUUCCUGCCUGUUCCCCUGCACUUUCUCCUGCAGUCCAUAUUGGUGCUGUCCUGAAUGACCACAGGACAUUGUUUACUGAAAGAAAGAAAGAAAGAAAGCGAACUAGAAAGAAAGAACGAAAGAAAGAAAGAUUGCAGUUUUAAAAUCCUGCACUCAUAGUCUGUGCUUCAUACUGUAUGAAUGAUGGUGAAUGGUGGAGCUGGAUCAUGGAGGACAUGGUCAGAGAGUAGAUCAUGUGAUCUAUUUCAACCAGUGGCUACACACGUUAGAAUGAGAGAAAAGGUGAUUAUGUUCCAGGUGCGUAUGGGCGGGGGCUGACACUACAAGCGUAGAUGUGACUUUUCAUCCAAAACAACACUUUGAUGUUGCUGUUGGCGCUCGGCUCAAGAGACCUUCUCUGCUGUUUAAAGUGUCCUACCCACCCUUACUCCUCUCUCCUCUUUCCUUGGCUCAUUACUCUCCACAACAACAAACUAAAAUGACACAGAUUCUCUCUCUUCCUCUCUCCAUCUGCCCCAGUCUGGUCUACACUGGUCAUGUCCUGUUUGGUGUGGUCCAGUCCA